CCUCGCCAUCUUAUCUCAAGAAGCUUUGUUUCUUCAUAGCCGUCUCAAUGGCAUCUCAGACGCUCCAGUCUCUCCCAGCGCCGACUCCCAAACUCGGCCCUCUCUCCUCCAUGACCAACUGGGCUCGGGCGCUGUGGAGCUCGCCGUCGGACUCCGAUCCGGCCAAGCCAGAGGCGGAGGCCAAGAGGCUGCAGCAAGGGAUCGCGGAGUUCUACGACGAGUCCUCCGGAGCAUGGGAGGGUAUCUGGGGAGAGCACAUGCACCAUGGGUUCUACCUGCCCGGCGAGAAGGCCUCGCUUUCCGACCACCGGUCGGCGCAGUUGCGGAUGAUCGAGGAGGCCUUGAGCUUCGCCGGCGUACCCGAUGAUGAGGAAGGGAGGCCCAAGAGGAUUGUAGAUGUUGGGUGUGGAAUUGGAGGCAGCUCCAGGUACCUUGCUAGGAAGUAUGGGGCAAAAUGUCAGGGCAUCACUUUGAGUCCCUUUCAGGCCAAAAGAGCCAAUGAACUUUCAUCAUCCCAAGGGCUCAGUGAUCAAGUGUUCUUCCGGGUUGCAGAUGCACUGGAGCAGCCUUUUUCAGAUGGGGAGUUUGACUUGGUUUGGUCCAUGGAGAGUGGAGAGCACAUGCCUGACAAGAAGAAGUUUGUGAGUGAGUUAGCGCGAGUCGCCGCUCCCGGAGCAACGAUCAUCAUCGUGACGUGGUGCCACCGGAAUCUGCAGCCCAAUGAGGAGUCGCUACAGCCGCAGGAGGUGGAUCUGUUGAAGAAGAUAUGCGAUGCAUUCUAUCUUCCUGCAUGGUGCUCCGCUGCAGAUUAUGCUAAACUUGCAGAAUCCCUCAACUUGGAGGAUAUCAAGACAGCAGAUUGGUCCGAGCAUGUGGCACCAUUUUGGCCUGCUGUCAUCAGAUCAGCAUUAACCUUAAAAGGCCUCAUUUCCAUGCUUAGAGCUGGAUGGAAAACCAUGAAAGGAGCAAUGGUGAUGCCACUAAUGAUGGAAGGCUACAAGAAGAACCUCAUAAAGUUUGCCAUAAUCACAUGCAGGAAGCCUCUAUAAGCAACUUAUGAACGAAUCUCAAACUUUUAUGGUCUUUGUAAUCAGAUGACAAAUAUCAACAUGCAAGAGCAUUUCUAGGACAUGUGAGCGGUUUAACAUAAUUAUCUGAAUUAGGUAACAGGAAAAAUGGUAAUUCCAGAAAAAAUUUUGUAUAUGGCUCUUUUCUGUGAAUGUGUGUGAUUCAAUUAGACAUGAACUUAUUUCA
Messenger RNA from Nymphaea colorata (pocket water lily), 1254 nucleotides. Its product is annotated as probable tocopherol O-methyltransferase, chloroplastic. NCBI's taxonomy places the organism in Eukaryota, Viridiplantae, Streptophyta, Magnoliopsida, Nymphaeales, Nymphaeaceae. Gene Ontology annotation, molecular function: S-adenosylmethionine-dependent methyltransferase activity. The record is from RefSeq and is a predicted model, not a curated record. Gene Ontology annotation, biological process: methylation. The transcript has 6 exons. The coding region runs from base 48 to 1049 and encodes 333 amino acids.